Molecule: messenger RNA, 2513 nt
Organism: Cariama cristata (Red-legged seriema)
Lineage: Eukaryota; Metazoa; Chordata; Aves; Cariamiformes; Cariamidae
Product: disintegrin and metalloproteinase domain-containing protein 22-like
Exons: 19
Biological process (GO): proteolysis
Cellular component (GO): postsynaptic density membrane
Molecular function (GO): metalloendopeptidase activity
Source: RefSeq, a predicted model, not a curated record
AUAUCGUGGUGGUUGAAGUCUCCCAUGAGGACCAGGUCUUAAAUGUAUUAUUUCGGACUCAUAAGACUCAAGAUGUAAUUUUUUUGUUUUGUUUGUUGUCAGGUGAGUGUAAGUGUGAAGACACGUGGUCUGGAUGCAUAAUGGGAGACACGGGGUAUUAUCUUCCAAGCAAGUUCUCCAAGUGUGAUAUUGAAGAAUAUCAUGAAUUUUUAAACAAUGGAGGUGGAGCCUGCCUUUUCAAUAAACCAACUAAACUUCUGGAUCCUCCAGAAUGUGGCAAUGGCUUUGUGGAAGACGGAGAAGAGUGUGACUGUGGGACGAUAGCGGAGUGUGCCAGCGAAGGAGGAGAGUGCUGCAGUACUUGCACCCUGACAGCAGGCUCCCAGUGCAGCAACGGGCUUUGUUGUCGGAAGUGCCGGUUUGAACCUAAAGGAGUUUUGUGCCGAGAAGCGGUGAAUGAUUGUGAUAUUGCAGAGAACUGCACAGGAAAUUCCAGUCAGUGUUCUCCCAAUAUUCAUAAAAUGGAUGGAUAUUCAUGUGAUAACAAGCAGGGUAUUUGUUUUGGUGGAAGAUGUAAAACCAGGGACCGGCAGUGUAAAUAUAUCUGGGGUGAAAAAGUGACAGCUGCUGACAGAUACUGCUACGAGAAGCUGAAUAUUGAAGGGACUGAGAAAGGAAACUGUGGAAGAGACAAGGACUCUUGGAUACAGUGCAAUAAACAGGAUGUGCUUUGUGGAUAUCUUCUGUGCUCCAAUAUAUCCAGUGUGCCCAGACUUGGAGAACUUGAUGGUGAAAUCACAUCAUCAAUCUUGCAGUUUGGAAAAAUCUACAAUUGCAGUGGGGGCCAUGUGAAGCUUGAUGAGGAGACAGACCUGGGCUAUGUGGAGAAUGGGACGCCGUGCGGGCCAAACAUGGUGUGCCUUGAGCAUCGCUGCCUGCCUGCUGAAGCCUUCAACUUCAGUACCUGCCCAGGCACCACAGACAGCCAAAUUUGUUCAGGACAUGGUGUUUGUAGCAAUGAAAUAAAGUGUGUCUGUGACCGAUUCUGGGGAGGAGAUGACUGCAGUUCUCGCAUCAAAGAUGAUAUGUUUUUUGAUAAAGAUGCCAUCAAUAAAGGUGUUGUUAGCACAAAUAUAAUAAUAGGGGCUAUUGCUGGCACCAUUUUAGUGUUGGCUCUCGUUUUAGGAAUAACUGGUUGGGGUUACAAAAACUACAGAAGACAGAGACAAAUACCCCAGGGAGAUUAUGUAAAAAAGCCUGGAGAGGCCGACUCUUUUUAUAGCGACAUGCCUCCUGGAGUCAGCACAAACUCUGCAUCUAGUUCUAAGAAGAGGUCUGCUUUUCUGUCGCAUUUUCAGAUUUCUACCUGUUCCAUCACCCAUUAUUCCAUUAGUCAGAACAUUUCAUUGUUUUGCAGCAGGUCAAAUGGAUUAUCUCAUUCCUGGAGUGAAAGGAUCCCAGACACAAAACAUAUUUCAGACAUUUGUGAAAAUGGGAGGCCCAGGAGUAAUUCUUGGCAAGGUAAUAUAGGAGGAAACAGAAAGAAAGUCAGAGGCAAAAGAUUUAGGCCACGGUCUAAUUCAACUGAGACACUGUCGCCUGCAAAGUCUCCGUCUUCAUCCACUGGAUCUAUUGCUUCCAGCAGAAAAUACCCUUACCCAAUGCCACCACUUCCUGAUGAGGAGAAAAAAGCCAACAGGCAAAGUGCCAGGCUAUGGGAGACGUCCAUUUAGCUGCAGUGUUUUCCUGGGGUGACAACAGAACUGUUUACUUCGAAUUUUAUAGGAACUCAGCAUCACUGAGUCAUUGCACAUUCAUCUGCUCUUCAGAUAAUUCAAAAGAUCAACAGAGAUGCCCGUGAUCACAGUGAGAACCUCCUCUCAUCUGGAAGGGAAAAAAGCAGUCUCUUUUUUUUCUUUCUUUUUAAUUGACUAGUACUUUAUGGAUUUGAUGAAGAACCAAAAUCAUAACAAUUAACAGGGGAUAAUUAACCCAGACGUGACAAGGCUAUUCCGCAUGAUGACAGAUACACUUACCUAGAAUCGCAACUGCAGUCCGUUUGCCAGUCCUGCAUAAGAGAGGUUUUUCUCUGGUCUAAUGCAGUCCUGAGUCAGACCAGAGUGGAACUGGGAAGGUGCCUCCUGGAGAGCCCAGCCGAUGUAAACUUGUACGCUGUAUGCAUGAACCUUGUGUUCUUUACUUUCCACAUGUAAAGGAUAAACAACAUACUGUAGUAGAAAUUAGCAUGCAGGAGUAAGAAAUGUAGGAUUUUUUUGUGACAGGAUUUCAAGCUUUGAAAGGCAACUAUUUGACACAAAUGUCAAACAAGAAUAUAUCUUUUUUUUUUUACCUUACGUGUUUAUAAUCUCAGUAUACAGAUUGUAUAUAUGUAAACAUUUGAUAAUGUCAAAAAUAGCUAAGUGUAUUUUGCCAAAUGCCUAAAGAAAGAGUCAUCACUAACAUCAUCACACUUCAAGUUUUCUAAUAUUACAAGCCGACAACUUUGGAAAUAC